Molecule: messenger RNA, 1240 nt
Organism: Phyllopteryx taeniolatus (common seadragon)
Lineage: Eukaryota; Metazoa; Chordata; Actinopteri; Syngnathiformes; Syngnathidae
Gene: eif2b1
Product: eukaryotic translation initiation factor 2B, subunit 1 alpha
Exons: 8
Coding region: 232-1191 (319 amino acids)
Biological process (GO): translational initiation
Cellular component (GO): eukaryotic translation initiation factor 2B complex
Molecular function (GO): translation initiation factor activity; guanyl-nucleotide exchange factor activity
Source: RefSeq, a predicted model, not a curated record
AAGACGACUUGCAGGUGACGUCAUUUCUGCGCGACACGUCAACACGGCGGCAAAUAACACAGCGCGUCAGUUUUGCGAACUUUUACCAACUGACACGGAAACAAAACUAUUUGUCGCCAAUUUGUGGUUUGACUGAAAGGAGGACGCCCGCGGAAAGUUUGCGCUGAAGCGGACUGAACAACAAAACCGCCAAAAAAACUGUUUUCAUCCUGAAAACGGAAGCGUGGCAGCAUGAAUGAAGAAGAGCUGUUGGAGUACUUCCGCGCUCAGCUGAGGCAGGACCCCGACGUGGCUUCGGCGGUGGCCGCCAUCCGCACGCUGCUGGAGUUCCUCAAGCGGGAUGAAGGCGAGACCCUGCUGGGCCUGAGGGAGAACCUGAAGUGGGCCACGGACCGCCUGGCCAGCGUGGACUCGUCCGUGGCCGUGUCUUCUGGCGGCGAACUCUUUCUGCGCUUCAUCAGCCUCACGUGGCUGGAGCACCAGGAACUGUCGUGCUGCAAGAAAGUGAUGGAGGAGCGCGGGCAGCUCUUCAUGGACAAGAUCUCCAUGUCCAGGGGCAAAGUGGCCAAGCUGUGUCACACCUUCAUUAAGGACGGAGCCAAAAUCCUGACGCACUCGUACUCCCGGGUGGUCUUGAGGGUGCUGGAGAAGGCGGCGGCCGAGAAGAAACGUUUCUCCGUCUUCGUCACCGAGUCGCAGCCCGACGGCGCCGGGCGGCUGAUGGCCGAACACUUGAGAAAGCUCUACGUUCCCGUCACGGUUAUCCUGGACGCCGCUGUUGGGUACGUGCUGGAGAAGGUGGAUCAGGUCAUCGUGGGCGCAGAAGGCGUGGUGGAGAGCGGCGGCAUCAUCAACAAGGUUUCGCUACUUGUUUGUUUGUUUGUUUGUUUGUUUGCUUGCUUGCAAAACUCCUCCCCCCCCGCUGGUACAGAUCGGCACCUACCAGAUGGCGGCGUGCGCCAAAGCCCACAACAAGCCCUUCUACGUGGUGGCCGAGAGCUUCAAGUUCGUGCGCCUCUACCCGCUCAACCAGCAGGACGUGCCCGACAAGUUCAAGUACAAGGCGGACACGUUGAAGACUCACUCCAACCUGUCGGAGGAGCACCCCCUGGUGGACUACACGCCGCCCUCGCUCAUCACGCUGCUCUUCACCGAUCUCGGCGUUCUCACGCCGUCCGCAGUCAGCGAUGAGCUCAUCAAGCUCUAUUUGUAAAACAUCAAUAAAAGGAAAACAAGGAAA